AUGGAUCUUGAAAAGAUUAUCAAAUUGGGUCAGAGUUUAGGGUAUGAGCAAAAUGAUUUGAGGGCGUUUGUAAAAGAACAAACUGAGUUAGAGAGAGAGAAAGAGAAGGAAAAGUUGGAAAGAGAGGAAAGAGCAAGGGAGCGGGAAAUCAAGAAAUUAGAAUUGGAGGAGAGAAAGGAGAGAGAAAAGUUAGAAUGGGAGAAAGAAAAAUUAGAAUUGGAGGAGAGAAAGGAGAGAGAAAAGUUAGAAUGGGAGAAAGAAAAAUUAGAAUUGGAGGAGAGAAAAGAGAGAGAAAAGUUAGAAUGGGAGAAAGAAAAAUUAAGAGUGCAAUCAGAGGAGAGAAUAGAAUUAGCCAAGUUAGAAAAGAGUUAUGCUGGAAAUUAUGAAGGACAGGUAGGAGAGAAACAAUUAGGUGCUGCUGCACCUAAGAUGCCUAAGAUGCCUCCAUUUGAUGACCGCAAUGACAACAUUGAUGCAUAUCUUCAACGGUUUGAACGGGUAGCUGUAGCACAAGAUGGAUUGAGCUUAGUGGUACUCAAAAGACUUUUGAAGGUGAAAGAUUUAUUGUUGCGUGAACAGAUUUUGAAUGUAACUGGAAGGGAUCUUAGUAUAUUCUUGAAAGAGAGAAAACCAAAAGAUGCUAUGGAAAUGGCCAGACUAGCAGAACAAUUUAUAGAAGCCAGAGGUACAGGUCCUGUUAGAUAUGGUAAGCAAGGUAGUUUUGGUCAACAUGACAAAACAGAGGUCCGAGGUAAACCAGGAGAGAACGAGGCGCCAGGUGGUACAAAACCCAAACCAUUUAUUCCUAUUAAAGAAAGGACAUGUUACAACUGUAGUCAAAUUGGACAUUUGGCAGCACAGUGUAAGAAACCCAAAUAUAACGUGGCAAGUAUCCAAGUAAGUGAAUACACCAGUAACGUGUCUGCAGUCCUUCCAGAUGGUACAGAUGUUGAGGCAAGAAUACCGGAAGUUGUAGAUGGUGAUGCCACAACUUCAGAGAGGGUGAGUGAACCGGAUGUAGCCUCAGGAAGCAUGUUUACUACAGACCACAACAUGCCUAUUCACAAGGGUAAGGUAAAUGGCAAGCCCGUGGAUGUCCUGAGAGACAGUGGCUGUACUGGCGUAAUAGUGAGGAGGUCAAAGGUAGAGGAUGAAUGUUUGUCCUCAGAAACACAAUCUUGUAAGUUGGCUGAUAGUAGGGUCCUAAUACUUUCCGUAGCAUGGAUUACCGUGGACACACCCUUUUAUACAGGAAAGGUAAGAGCUGCAUGUAUGGACACACCACUCUGUGACCUGAUAUUAGGCAAUAUUCCAGGAGUGAGAGAACCAAGGGAUCCAGAUCAGACGUGGGAUAAGGAUGAUAUCCAGAUGGUAAGUGCUGUGGAAACCAGAGGCCAAAGAAGAGUAAGACAAGAAGGCAUGAAACCACUGAAGGCACUGAAACCUGUGGGGCUGACAUUGAGUCGAGGUGAGUUCAUUACCCAGCAACAACAGGAUUCCAGUUUGGACAAAGUCAGGAAAUUAGUGGAGGAAGGGAAAAUUAGGGAGACCAGGCAUAGUAUUUCCUCUUACUAUAUUGAGAAUGAUAUGCUCUAUAGGAAGCAUACCUUCACUAAGUUUGACAAGGGUAAGCAAGUUGUACAGGCAGUUGUACCAGUAGGGCUGCGUACCCAAGUGAUGAAAGUAAGCCAUGAAGCAUUGAUGGGAGGGCACCUUGGAAUCAAAAAGACUUUAGAUCGGGUUAUGUCUCAGUUUUAUUGGCCAGGAAUAAUGGGUGAUGUUAGAAGACAUGUGCUGUCCUGUGAUAUUUGUCAACGCACAACCCCCAAGGGCAAGGUAAGAAGAAUACCACUAGGACAAAUGCCAUUAAUCGAAGUACCAUUUGAGAGAAUAGCCGUUGACCUGAUAGGCCCGUUGUAUCCUGUCACUGACAAAGGUAAUAGGUAUCUUUUGACGGUAGUUGACUAUGCCACCAGAUACCCAGAGGCAGUACCUUUGCCAAGGAUUGAAACUGAGUAUGUUGCUGAAGCUCUUUUCGAAAUAUUCAGUAGAGUAGGUAUCCCCAAGGAGAUCUUGACGGACAUGGGAGCCCAGUUCACUUCAGGUGUAAUGAAGGAGGUAAGUAGAUUAUUAUCCUUGCAUCAGCUAACUACUACCCCAUAUCAUCCUAUGUGUAAUGGCCUUGUGGAAAAAUUCAACGGUACUCUGAAGACAAUGUUGAAACGAAUGUGUGCAGAACGGCCAUAUGACUGGGACAGGUAUGUAGCUGCUUUGUUAUUUGCAUACCGAGAAGUACCUCAAGAGAGUUUGGGAUUUGCUCCCUUUGAACUACUGUACGGGCGUACAGUGAGAGGGCCAGUGCAGAUUCUCAGAGAAAUCUGGACUAAAGACAUACAAAAUCCUGAGGUAAGAACUACUUAUGAGUAUGUGUUAGAUUUGCAAAACCGACUGGAAGACACUAUUCAUAUAGCACAACAAGAACUAAAAAAGAAAUCAGGUAAGUACAAAAAGUUCUUUGAUGCAAAAUCACAAGCACGAAAAAUGAAAGUAGGUGACAAAGUGUUGCUUCUGUUACCUACUGAUUCCAAUAAACUCCUACUCCAGUGGAAAGGACCAUAUGAAAUCUUGGAGGCCUUUGGUAUUGGCAAUUACAGGAUACAGGUAGGUAAUAAGACUAAAACCUAUCAUGCAAACCUACUGAAAAAGUACAUUGACCGAGAGGAGAUCAAGGACACAACUGUAUGUGACGUCAGCAUAGCUCACCUGAUGUAUGCUAGUGCCGGGUUAGUAGAUGUCAAAGCGGAAGAGGUAAGUAUGUUAGACAUAGUUUCACCUGCGCUAGUUUCUAAAGAAACAUAUGAGGAUGUAGACAUGUUCAAGGACCUGACAGAAGAACAACAAAUUGAGGUGAGAGAGCUCGUAAGUGAAUUCAGGGAUGUGCUGAGUGAUUUACCAGGGAAGGUAGACUGUAUGCAGUAUAAGAUCAAGUUGACAUGCAAUGAGCCUAUAAGAUCCAAACCAUAUCCGCUUCCACAUCACAUGAGGGACGUUGUCGCCAAAGAGAUACAAUCAAUGUUAGAUAUGGGGGUGAUAGAACCCUCUCACUCACCAUAUGCUUCCCCCAUUGUACUUGUGAAGAAGGCUGAUGAGACUUACAGAUUUUGUACCGAUUUUCGCAAGUUAAAUCAGGUAACGGUCUUUGAUGCAGAACCAAUUCCAUUAGCCGAUUCCGUAUUUGCAAGGCUUCGACACUGUAAGUACCUAACCAAAAUCGAUGUGAGCAAGGCAUAUUGGCAGAUCCCAAUGGAAGAGAGUAGCAAAGAACUGACGGCCUUUAUAACCCCUGAUGGGUUAUACCAAUGGAAGGUGAUGCCAUUCGGAGUUGUCAAUGCACCUACAGUAUUUUCCCGACUCAUGAGGCAAGUAUUACAUAGCAUACCUAACACUGACAAUUACAUAGACGACAUCAUAGAAGGAACAGAGGAAUGGUCACCUCAUGUGGUAAGUCUGAGAGACAUAUUCACAAGGUUAAGACAAUUUCAUCUUACAGCCCGACCAUCAAAGGUAAAAAUAGGAUACAAACAGUUGGAGUUUUUGGGGCACAGGGUUGGGAGUGGCCUAAUUCAGCCGGAGGGUAAGAAUGUGGAGAAAAUCCUAAAUGUUGAACGACCACAAACUAAGAAACAGGUCAGAGCCUUGCUAGGAUUAUCGGGGUACUACCGGAAAUUCAUCCCAAAUUAUGCAGCCAUAGCAGUGCCUCUGACUGAUCUUACCAAGAAGGGCAAAUCAAACAAGGUAGUAUGGACAGAGAGUCAAGAGUUAGCUUUCACGACGUUGAAAACACACAUGUCAAGUUUUCCAAUUUUGAAACUGCCAGACUUGGAGAAAACAUUCCUAGUAAGAAGUGAUGCUUCUGACGUCGGAAUCGGAGCUGUUCUUUUACAAGAACAGGAAGGUGAGCGGUUUCCAAUACUGUAUGUGAGUCGAAAGUUGGCAGAACGUGAGAGGGCGUACUCUACCAUAGAAAAGGAGUGUUUGGCAAUAGUAUGGGCAAUACAGAAGUUAGAAAGAUAUCUGUAUGGGCGGGAGUUCAUUCUGGAAACGGACCAUCAGCCCUUAGUAUGGAUGACCAAAGCCAAGUUGACCAAUGGACGAGUGAUGAGGUGGGCUCUAACUUUACAACCUUACAGGUUUCUGAUCCGUGCAAUCAAGGGGAUUGAGAAUGUGGGAGCUGACCUCUUGAGCCGGUGUUCGCCCUAGUCACAAUGUGUGCAUAGCAUGUCCCGGAACUGGCCGGUUAACCUUAGAGUGCGUAGGAGGGAAGAACCUCCGAUAUUACGUAGGAGGAAGUAACAACCUCCAACCUCACGUAAGGAGAGAAGUUCUCCGACCCUACGUAAGGAGAGAAGUAUCUCCGUUUUCCGUGUAUACAUCGUAGGAUGAACACAGCCGUGGCAUCCAUGUAAACAGGCACCCUUAACUCCGUGGGGACAACAUCGCCUGGGUGGAAAGAUCACCAUUCGUUAUUACGAGUAAGAAUUCUCGUGUGAACUGCUCAAUAACACCAGAGAUUCAAAAGUUCUGUAUAGAACUGUUGUGACAGUGACAGUGGAGUGGCUUUGUAUUGUUUGUGGGGUGUUUUUUUUUUGGUUGUGUGUUGUUGUUGUAUAUAUGUACACACACAAAGCUUUAUUGUGUAUUAGUUGUGUUAUUCUUAGAACAUCUGUAUUAGUGUUAGUAUUGGUAGAAGUAGACUAUUAGUAUUAGGAUAGUGUAUCGUGAUAGUUGUAUUGUUAGUAGUAGAUAGUUGUAUUAGUAGUAGUAAACAUUUGUACUGUUAGUAUUCAGAUAUAAGUAUUAGUAGUAGAUGGUAGUAUUGUUAGUUGUAGUAGAAGCUAGAUUAGUUAGUUGUGUUAGUUAAUUUGGUAUUAGUUUGAAUUUAAAUAUUGUUAUUGGGAUUUAAAAUUACCUUAAGGGAGGGAAUAAAUCUUUACAACUUCAUUUGUGUUUGUGGUUGAUUAAAUACGUGACAUUUUUUAUGUCAAGAUCACAGAUAAUCUUGUAUAUUUUAAUUAUAUGUUAGUACUUCAGAUAGAUGUAUUACGGUAUGGUUACAUUAGUGUAUUAAGCUUAGCGGGUUGUUUUUAGAUAUUGUCAGGUAAUACUAUGGGAACAGGUUAGGUUCAGGGAAGCGUGACCGGGUACGGCUGAUAGCUGGGGAGUUAAUUGGUGUAACAAUAGGGAGGUCAGGGGUAGCUUGGGCUUUGGGGUCAGUUUAAAUAGCGGGGCAGGGUAAUAAUUUGUACAGUCAGCCAGAAUCAGCAUGCUCAUGUAAGGCAUGGACUAAUAUUGUGGGAGACUUCUACUCUGGUUGGCGUAAGUUUUUACAUUUAUUGUUUCAUGUAGAAUUGUAUUUUAGAGGAUAGAAUUUUGAGUUAUGUAUUGUUUUCCAAUGUAAUUAUAUACACAUAUUGAUGGUAAUAGCGUAAAGCCACUGUAACAAUAACCACAACAUGAUCAAAGUAUAAACAGUUCAACUCAGUAAUAUGUAAAUCGGAGUAUUGGUGCAUGGCUGUAUGUAUUGUGAGGUAGUGACACAUAUAUCAGUGACUGUAAUUGCUUAUAUUACAUUGUAGUGUCCCGGAACUGGCCGGUUAACCUUAGAGUGCGUAGGAGGGAAGAACCUCCGAUAUUACGUAGGAGGAAGUAACAACCUCCAACCUCACGUAAGGAGAGAAGGUCUCCGACCCUACGUAAGGAGAGAAGUAUCUCCGUUUUCCGUGUAUACAUCGUAGGAUGAACACAGCCGUGGCAUCCAUGUAAACAGGCACCCUUAACUCCGUGGGGACAACAUCGCCUGGGUGGAAAGAUCACCAUUCGUUAUUACGAGUAAGAAUUCUCGUGUGAACUGCUCAAUAACACCAGAGAUUCAAAAGUUCUGUAUAGAACUGUUGUCACAGUGACAGUGGAGUGGCUUUGUAUUGUUUGUGGGGUGUUUUUUUUUUGGUAGUGUGUUGUUGUUGUAUAUAUGUACACACACAAAGUUUUAUUGUGUAUUAGUUGUGUUAUUCUUAGAACAUCUGUAUUAGUGUUAGUAUUGGUAGAAGUAGACUAUUAGUAUUAGGAUAGUGUAUCGUGAUAGUUGUAUUGUUAGUAGUAGAUAGUUGUAUUAGUAGUAGUAAACAUUUGUACUGUUAGUAUUCAGAUAUUAGUAUUAGUAGUAGAUGGUAGUAUUGUUAGUUGUAGUAGAAGCUAGAUUAGUUAGUUGUGUUAGUUAAUUUGGUAUUAGUUUGAAUUUAAAUAUUGUUAUUGGGAUUUAAAAUUACCUUAAGGGAGGGAAUAAAUCUUUACAACUUCAUUUGUGUUUGUGGUUGAUUAAAUACGUGACAGUCUUGUUCAGAAAUAGCCCCUCUACAUAAAAAAGGCGAUCCGAGAAACCCUGACAACUGCAGGGGGAUCUCAUUAAUGAGUGUUCUGGGGAAAUGUUUUACCUCUGUUUUGAAUAACAGGCUUACUAACUGGGCGAAUAUGAGAGAUAAGAUACCGGAAGUUCAAGCUGGUUUUAGAAAAAAUUAUUCAACCAUAGAUCAUAUUUUUACAUUAUAUGCUGCAAUUCAAAAAUGUCUAACACGUCGUAAACACAAGGUUUACGUUGCUUUUAUUGAUUUUAAAAAGGCAUUUGAUACAGUUGAUCGUUAUAAAUUAUGGUGUUGUUUAAGAAAAGCUGGACUACAAGGGAAGAUGUUUAAUAUACUACAAUCAAUGUAUUCAAAUAUCAAGUCAUGUGUAAGUAGUGAUUAUGGUGUUACUGAUUUUAUCGAUUGCCCAUCUGGUUUACGUCAGGGAUGUAUAUUGAGUCCUCUGUUAUUUUCGUUUUUCAUUAGCGAAUUAUAUUAUGUAAUCUCAAGUAACGGUAAGCAUGGUAUACAUGUACAGAUGUAUCCUGACAUCCUUGAACUUCUUAUGCUCCUUUUCGCCGAUGAUGUUAUUUUACUAUCUGACAGGGUUAUUGGUUAUUUAGAUAAAUAUACUAAGGAAUGGAAUUUAUCUGUAAAUUUAGAUAAGACAGAAAUUAUAGUAUUCAGAAAAGGGGGUCCUUUAAACUUUAAGGAAAGAUGGUACUUAAAUGGACAACACAUUAAUGUAGUUAAUGGUUAUAAGUAUCUCGGCAUAAUGUUUAAUUCAACACUGAAUAUGGACAAAUGUGUAUCUGACUUAUCACUGCGAGGGAAACGAGCUUUACUUAAUAUAAUGUCUGUUUCACAUAAACUUGGAGUUAUUACACCAAAAGUAUUUUUCAAAUUA
Haliotis rufescens (red abalone) is the source of this 7305-nucleotide messenger RNA. RefSeq lists its product as uncharacterized. The transcript has 3 exons. Gene Ontology annotation, biological process: DNA integration. Gene Ontology annotation, molecular function: zinc ion binding; nucleic acid binding. NCBI's taxonomy places the organism in Eukaryota, Metazoa, Mollusca, Gastropoda, Lepetellida, Haliotidae. The record is from RefSeq and is a predicted model, not a curated record. The coding region runs from base 1 to 4260 and encodes 1419 amino acids.